Galeopterus variegatus (Sunda flying lemur) is the source of this 2587-nucleotide messenger RNA. Its product is annotated as E3 ubiquitin-protein ligase HECW1. The record is from RefSeq and is a predicted model, not a curated record. The transcript is spliced from 15 exons. NCBI's taxonomy places the organism in Eukaryota, Metazoa, Chordata, Mammalia, Dermoptera, Cynocephalidae. Gene Ontology annotation, biological process: ubiquitin-dependent protein catabolic process; regulation of dendrite morphogenesis. Gene Ontology annotation, molecular function: protein binding; ubiquitin protein ligase activity. The coding region runs from base 256 to 2238 and encodes 660 amino acids.
UGAACUAGUAUUCCCUGUUCUAGACAGAUAAGGGGACCACAGGCAGACCUCUGCAGGCAGAGAAAGGAGAGAGCAGCCAUGCUCGGGGCUAAAGUGAGGCCAGCAGGAAGGGAGGUCGGGUUGAACGGGGUCACGAACAGGUCCCCGUGAGUCGAUGAUGCACGUUUACUUAUCGAGCAAGAUCUCAGCUUCCAAAGCCUGCAUCCCAAGCACACGAUACAUCUCUGUGUAGCGAUCACAUGGCGUCAUCUCGAGAUGCUCAGAGUGCACUUGAUCUGUGUUUUCCCUAAUUCCCCACUCCCUACCCGAUCUGCCCCGGCCCGGUCUCAGAGUGCCUACCGCGUCUUCACCAGUAGCACCUGCCUAAAGCACAUGAUUCUGAAAGUCCGACGGGACGCUCGCAAUUUUGAACGGUACCAGCACAAUCGGGACUUGGUGAACUUCAUCAACAUGUUCGCAGAUACUCGGCUGGAACUGCCCCGGGGCUGGGAGAUCAAGACCGAUCAGCAGGGGAAGUCUUUUUUCGUGGACCACAACAGUCGAGCUACCACUUUCAUUGACCCCCGAAUCCCUCUUCAGAACGGUCGUCUUCACAAUCACCUGACUCAUCGACAGCACCUGCAGAGGCUCCGAAGUUACAGUGCUGGAGAGGCCUCAGAAGUCUGUAGAAACAGAGGAGCCACUUUCCUGGCCAGGCCAGGACACAGCCUGGUAGCUGCUAUUCGAAGCCAACACCAGCAUGAGGCAUUGCCACUGGCAUAUAAUGACAAGAUUGUGGCAUUUCUUCGCCAGCCAAACAUUUUUGAAAUGCUGCAAGAGCGUCAACCAAGUUUGGCAAGAAACCAUGCACUCAGGGAGAAAAUUCAUUACAUUCGGACUGAGGGUAAUCAUGGGCUUGAAAAGUUGUCCUGUGAUGCAGAUCUAGUCAUCUUGCUGAGUCUCUUUGAAGAAGAGAUUAUGUCCUACGUGCCCCUGCAGGCCGCCUUCCAUCCCGGGUACAGCUUCUCCCCCCGCUGCUCGCCCUGCUCCUCACCUCAGAGCUCCCCAGGGUUACAGAGAGCCAGCGCACGGGCCCCUUCGCCAUACCGGAGAGACUUCGAGGCCAAGCUCCGCAACUUCUACAGAAAACUGGAAGCCAAAGGAUUUGGACAGGGUCCAGGAAAGAUUAAGCUCAUUAUUCGUCGUGACCACUUGCUGGAGGGAACCUUCAAUCAGGUGAUGGCCUAUUCCCGGAAGGAGCUGCAGCGGAGCAAGCUCUACGUCACUUUUGCCGGAGAGGAGGGCCUGGACUACAGUGGUCCUUCGCGAGAGUUCUUCUUCCUUUUGUCUCAGGAGCUCUUCAACCCCUACUACGGACUCUUCGAGUACUCUGCAAAUGACACGUACACGGUGCAGAUCAGCCCCAUGUCGGCGUUUGUAGAAAACCAUCUUGAAUGGUUCAGGUUUAGUGGUCGUAUCCUUGGCCUGGCUCUAAUCCAUCAGUACCUUCUCGAUGCUUUCUUCACGAGGCCCUUCUACAAGGCACUUCUGAGACUCCCCUGUGAUUUGAGUGACCUGGAAUAUUUGGAUGAGGAAUUCCACCAGAGCUUGCAGUGGAUGAAGGACAACAACAUCACGGAUAUCCUAGACCUCACUUUCACCGUUAAUGAAGAGGUCUUUGGACAGGUGACGGAAAGGGAGUUGAAGUCCGGAGGUGCCAACACGCAGGUGACAGAGAAGAACAAGAAAGACUACAUCGAGCGCAUGGUGCGGUGGCGGGUGGAGCGUGGCGUGGCGCAACAGGCCGAGGCGCUGGUGCGGGGCUUCUACGAGGUUGUAGACUCAAGGCUUGUCUCCGUGUUUGAUGCCCGGGAGCUGGAGCUGGUGAUAGCUGGUACUGCAGAAAUCGACCUAAAUGACUGGCGGAAUAACACUGAGUACCGGGGAGGUUACCAUGACGGGCACCUUGUGAUCCGCUGGUUCUGGGCUGCCGUGGAGCGCUUCAAUAAUGAGCAGAGACUGAGAUUGCUUCAGUUUGUCACGGGGACGUCAAGUGUGCCCUACGAGGGCUUUGCAGCCCUGCGAGGAAGCAAUGGCCUUCGGCGUUUCUGCAUAGAGAAAUGGGGGAAGGUUACGUCUCUCCCCAGGGCACAUACGUGCUUCAACCGACUGGACCUUCCACCAUACCCCUCGUACACCAUGCUCUAUGAAAAGCUGUUAACGGCAGUGGAAGAGACAAGCAGCUUUGGACUUGAGUGAGGAGAUGGACCUCCCCUGACAUUGUCCUGGCCAGUGACAUCACCCUUUCUGGGAUGAUUCCCUUUUCCUUUCCCUUAACUCUCCUUUGAUUUUGGUAUUCCAUGAUUUUGAUUUUCAAACCAAAUCAGAAUUGACGAAAUCUGUGCAUGAAGAACUGCCUUCUCAGAGCUAACCUUCAGGCUUAUCUCCUCUGUUUUCAAUGAACUGCUAGCCUGUAUGCAAUAUUCAAAAACAGCGUCUCAAGGUCUCUGUAUAUCUCCACAUACCUCCAUUACUAACAAUGAAAUAUGAAUGCAAGUUAUGCUACACUUGACCAAAUGGUAAUAAAUGUUUACUUCCAUUUCUAUCA